GCGACGGCGGAGGCAGUGUCUGAAGAGGUGCAGGUCGGGGGCUCAAGCUGGGUUUCGGCGGAGGUGCAGACAGAGCGUCGGGAUGCAGCAUUGGUCGACGCGGCCGUGCAGACCGAGGAGGCCACGGGGCAGCUGCAGGGUGGCGAGCUGCACAGCUUCGCCCCACGAAGCGCUGCGCCCAAGGAGGCAGCAAAUCGGACAACCCACGGCUACACGGAAGCCCUCCUUGAGGAACUCGGGCUCCCUUCCGACAGCGGCUCGGAGAGUGGUGCCGGCUCAGAGCUGGGAGAGGCCCUCGACGACAGAGACGGAGGAGUGGAUGCUUCGCCGCAGCCGACGAAGCCGACGCAGAGCAACGUCGUAGAGGAACUCGAAGGUUGCUUGGAGGACGCCGCCACUUCUGUCUCUGAG
This is a messenger RNA of Symbiodinium sp. CCMP2456, 411 nucleotides long. The record is from the annotation of a GenBank genome assembly. Lineage: Eukaryota; Dinophyceae; Suessiales; Symbiodiniaceae.